ACUACUGGUACAAUCAAUUUUUCUAGACGGAAGUCAUAUAUAAGAGGCCAUCUAUGGUACCAACCUAUAUGAUUCUGAUUUUCUUAUCCCACUGCAGGUCUUGGUUAGAGAAGGUCUGGAGGAAGCUACUGGGGUGGAGAAGCCGCCCAUCUGUCAUGAGAACUACCGGUGGUGGUGAGAUAGACCACGACAACCACCUACUACUCGACCUCACAGGAUUUGUAUCCAAGGAGUCUCCCAACCCCGUAGCGCAGGGUAGUUUCGGGGACGUGUGGAAAUGCACUUACACCGCGUCCAACCGUCAAGGCCUGGAGGUAGCAGCCAAAUCCAUAAGGAUCGAUGUUGCAGGUGACGAUUCAAGGGCCAGAAUUACUAAAAGACUCUUGGACAAUUUCCAUGCAAGGAAGCAACUUCAUCACGAAAAUCUUUUGCCUCUGCUCGGUUUCAGUUACGAAUUCGGGCUGCUUCCGGCGAUGGUUUCCCCCUGGAAACACAAUGGCUCCCUCACCACAUAUCUUGCACACAAUUUUACACAAUUGACCAUCGAAUCAAAGCUCCGGAUCUUGCGACAAGUCGCUGCAGCCAUCAGCUACCUCCACUCGAAGGGCAUUGUUCACGGUGACCUUACUGCCAACAACAUUCUGAUAGAUUCGAACCACAACGCCCACGUAGCAGACCAUGGCAUCCUCACAAUAUGUUCUGAGCUGUCAGGGACUUCGUACAUCAGAAGCAACGUGCGGUGGGCCGCGCCAGAGCUCUUCGAGGUGUCCGAGAACGAAGAGUCAUCUGCUCCAAAGCCAGCGAGCGAUAUUUAUUCCUUCGGAUGCAUCAUGCUUCAGGUUAUGACAGGCAGACCACCCUAUGCAGAUGUGCGAAGCGAUCAUCAAGUCACUGUUUUGAUCAUCAAGGGUAAGAAGCCCACAAGACCCUCCAGUCCGCCUAUAGCAGAUUAUUUCUGGGAUUUCAUCGGGAAAUGCUGGAAUGAUGCAGGAAGUCGCCCCUCUGCCGUUGAGGUCUUGAGCUUUCUAGAGUCAGAUCAUGUCACUGCGCUUUAGGGUUCAAUAAUACGCUAAUAACACGUACCAAAAAUCAUGAGGCUAAUAUUGCUAACACCUCCCUAUG
Messenger RNA from Suillus clintonianus, 1122 nucleotides. RefSeq names its product kinase-like domain-containing protein. The record is from RefSeq and is a predicted model, not a curated record. Lineage: Eukaryota; Fungi; Basidiomycota; Agaricomycetes; Boletales; Suillaceae. Gene Ontology annotation, biological process: protein phosphorylation. Gene Ontology annotation, molecular function: protein kinase activity; ATP binding. The coding region runs from base 54 to 1055 and encodes 333 amino acids. The transcript has 9 exons.